Messenger RNA from Psilocybe cubensis, 1266 nucleotides. RefSeq lists its product as uncharacterized. Lineage: Eukaryota; Fungi; Basidiomycota; Agaricomycetes; Agaricales; Agrocybaceae. The coding region runs from base 1 to 1266 and encodes 421 amino acids. The record is from RefSeq and is a predicted model, not a curated record. The transcript is spliced from 3 exons.
AUGCAGGACUACAAGGACGAGAACCUCAACGCACCUGCUCUUGACAAACUUCAACCCGUCAAAGAGCCUCACAUCUCUAUAGACAUUAAGCACAAUGACACCCCACAGUCUGAACCACCACCGCCUCCCUUUGCUCCGUACGAGCCGGAAUUCUUCGUCAAGAGUGACGGCGAAGUCAUCUCGCAUGAUCACCACCUAAACGAAGACGGAGAAGCUUUAUAUCGGUUUUUGCUUGCCCAAUCUGCUAUCCUUCCAACAUAUAUACUCAACAUCCAUGGUACACACAACGAACGUCGCACUCGAGUUGUUUCACGCACCGAAAAUGGCAAAACAACUCAACGGACGGAGACUUACACUGUCACUGUUACCGAUUUCAACUUUCAGAUAGACCUUAGUUCUUAUAUUGUUCACGGUCCCAUCUUUUGGUCCUAUCCUGAUGAAACAGCUGCUUACCGCGGCCUUAUGGUGCGACAAGUCAACACGCCCACCAGAAGAAAGGCAACCAAGGACGAGAUUACUGCUUUCAAAUCGGAGGAUUACUUUCGUGUAAAUGGUGGCCUUGCUCCAUGGCAAUACUCCGAUGGUUCGUAUAGCUCAAAUCACCAGGCUUCGUCGAAAACCCCAAGAGCUUGGGCAGACGAAUAUGCGGCGAGUCCAAAGCUGCUCAAAGAAUUUGUUUACAGAAAGGUUAUCUAUGGAUGGAACACCUCCAAACUCACAGAAGCCAUUUCUAGUGCAAUAGCCCAGACUUCCUACACAGGCCAUGUGCAAUCUACAUUCAAGCUUUCGAAUGCAAAAAUCUCCAUUCGCCCAGAUAACCGACUAUCACGUACACUUUCUUCAACACUCUACAAAGUCCUCCUUAUCAUCACGCUCAUUUACCCUUUCAUCUUAUUAUUCAAACGCUUUAAUAGACACGGAGGUGGGCGGUGGGAAGUCGUAGGUGCAGCGUAUGGUCUGAAGCACUUUGAACAACUCGAAUCACCGCCGAAGGAAUCCAAUGAUCAACUCAAGGGAAACGACAAUGUGAAUGCAGAAGGCAGACACCCAUGUCACAUUCCCCGUGUUGUAGAAACCGAGCACGGCAUGCAGAAACUUAUCGGGUACCGAGAAGGAGAGUGGUUCAAAGAAUGGGAACCCGUCAUCAAACGAUGCGCAGCAAUGCGGUUAACUUCUAAUGAACCUCUCAAAAGCGUCAAAGAGGCGCGUGCGGAUCCUAUGGGUGCGCUUGAAGGCUACGGAACAUCAAAUCUGGAAGGCUAUUAA